Molecule: messenger RNA, 2978 nt
Organism: Prorocentrum cordatum
Lineage: Eukaryota; Dinophyceae; Prorocentrales; Prorocentraceae
Source: the annotation of a GenBank genome assembly
AACACCUACCGCUGGUCGCGCAAGACCGUCGGGCACAAGCACUUCUGCGAACCUGUGAACUCGCACGGCUUCCUCACGAAGGUUCCUGUGAACUCGUGGAUGCUUUUCCUGUACUUGAUCAACAACCUCCGCUUGGGGCGCAACCUCAAGGACGUCCAGGACGAGAUGGCCGACCUGUUCGGCAACAUUCACAGGGACACGAUCUCCGUUUGGAAGCAGCUCUACCAGGAAUGCCUGGGGAAAGCGCUGCCUGCGUUGGACGCCCUCAUGGUCGGCGGCAAGAAGGGGGACACCGUGGUCGUCGACGAGACGGUGGCCGGCGUCGAUAAGGCGGACGGAUGGGUGCUCGAAUCCAGGAGCGCGAACAAAGGCGGGGCCACUACGGCGCGCGCAGGGCCGCGCAGGACCACCAAGCUGGUGCGGAAGCAGAUCCUGAAGCGAUUGCCAGCGCGGACGGUCUACAACACCCAGCAAGUGCAGAAGGGCUCCUUCAAGCUCAAGAGCAAGCCGAUGAAGGGGCCGACGAAGGGGCCGAUGAAGAGGCCGAUGAAGAAGCCGAUGAAGAGGGCCCCCCCGCGGAAGAACGUAGCCAUUCGUAAGAGGCCCGCCGCCAACUUGAAGAGCAACGGCCGCUGGCUCUGGAUCGCCGCACUCGCGGGCAACAAGUCCGACGUCUACACGCGCCAGGACCUCAGGAAGAGGGUGGCGCACAAGCUCCCGCCGCGCAAGGCCGACGCCCACAAUGGCGAGCCGCGGGGUCUCGAAGAGAUCAAGGAGGCUUUGGUGAGCCGCGCGCGCAAGAAGUCGAUGGUCGCGUCCGACGGGUGGACCUCAACGCGUUCAGCCCUUGGGAAACUAGGUUUCGAGAGCCCCCCCCCCGCGGUGGUUCGCGAGGGCAACCAGUACAGGGACAAGAAGACUGGAUUCCACACCAACGACGUGGAGUCGGAGAACGCUCGCGCCAAGGGAUGGUCACGCAAGCGUUACGGCCACCUCCACCUGAGCGAGGCAGAGAUGGACGAGUACGUCUUCUACGUCAACGUCGGCGGCGCGAUGGCCAGCGUGAUGCGGGGCCUGGCCGCGUCUAAUGAGGUGCGCAUGUACAUCAGGGAGCACGAGCUGGACAAGACGAUCAACUCGAUCCUCAACGAUGUGCUGAAGAAGAGGCCCGAGGACCCCGUCGGCUACAUGGCCGAGAGGCUCGCCGAGAGCUGCACCUCGGCGCCCGUUUUCGAAGCACUGCGGCCACUACCCCCCAAGGGCGACGGCGUCGACGAGCAGCCGUGCUUCGACGUGGUGGUUUUCUCCCGCGGGGUCCACGCGCGCGUCCACACGCUGAUGCUGGGGGACGCCCUCUUCCAGAGCGGGGACCCUGCCGUCGCCAAGAGCCCGGUCGAGCCAGGCUCGGAGGAUGCUAAGGGCGUGCUUGGCCCAGGGGCCGUCGACCCAGCCCGCGCCGAGGCGGCGCUGGCGGACGGGCUGCUCGUGGCGGCGGUGCUGCAGCGGGCGCUGGCCGCGGAGUGGCAGCGCCUGGCCGCCGUGCAGGGCAGCCGGGGCCUGGCCGCCCUCGAGCUGUGGCCCCGGCUCGCGCUGCCCGUGAUCCACGGCGGCAGCCCCGGGAGCCUGCGCGCCCCGUCCCUGCGCGUCUGCCUGGCGCUGACGCCCUUCGCGGCGCCGGCGCCCGCCGAGCAGGACGAGGGGCACCCCGAGGCGUGCCCGCCGCUCGGCUGGUUCGCGGCCGCGGCUCGGUCGCUGCAGGCCGCGGGGAGGGAGGCCGUGAAGGUGCUGCAGGCGGAGAAGGCGGCCAACUGCGUGGUCGGCGACGUGGCGUUCGCCCCGCCGGGCGGCCUGCUGCAGGCGGCGCAGCUGGCCAAGAGGGCAGCGGAGGCGGCCCUCGGGGCCGAGAAGCUGGCAGAGACGUGCGGGGUUCUGCUCGCCGCCGGAGAGGAGGCGUGGCUCCCCGAGGAGGGCGUCUACGAGGUCGAAGUGGGCAAAAAGCUGACCCUGGAGCAGCUCGUGGACCUCUACUCCGAGCUCGCGGAGGAGGGCUGGGUCCGCACGAUCGUGCAGCCCUUCCGGCAGGAGGACGCGGCGGCUGGCUGCGAGCUGCUUCUGGCGCGGCGGCCAGAGCUGCUGCUGGAGUGCGACUACGGGCCCGGAGAGGCUGCGCCGCGCGCGCCGCCGAAGGGUGCCGCGUUCGGCUGCGUGCUGCACCUCGCCACCUCGGCGUCCCGGACGCUGCGCCGCUACACACAGCUGGCCCCCCUGUGGCAGGACGCCGGCCACGGGUGCGGGAGGUGCGCCCUCGUGGACGGGGCCUGCGGGCCAGCGCCCCCCUCGGUGCUCGACAUGGCGCUCGCGUGCCGGUCGCGGGUGCUGUGCUUCACCUCCGCGAUGGCGGACGAGGCCGUGGCCGCCGUCUCCGCCGGGGCCGACGAGGCGCUCUGCCGCCUCCUCUUCGACGACGCCCCUGAAGGCGAGGCGGCGUGACGGCCAUACGUCCUCGCAGGGCCGGCCGGGCCCCCUGCUGCAUUUGCGCGGCGGUGGGGGCUCGACGGAUGCAGCAGCGGGAUGCCGCGAACUCUCCCCAAUGGCCCCACCUCGACUCCUCCUCGGCCUCCCCCUCACCACCGCCGCCAUCGCCAAGGGUGCCCGCAGGCUCGGCCGGCUCGGCCGCGCCGCGGCCGGUUGCGCUCGGUCCCUUCGGUUUGGCCGGCUGCUGUGCUGCCGCUGCGCCCCCACGCCCGAGGGCCGCUUGCGGCCUUCUCUAUCGGCUUCGGUCGGUUUCGGGUUCACUGUCGGCUCGGUCGGUUUUCGGUGGUGUUGCGCCGCCGUGGACGGCCCCGAUCGCCAUCGGGAGGCUGCCGUGCUCGCUCCCCUCACCGGCCGGGGGGGGGGCCUCCCCGGCAGGGCGCGGGGGAAGCAGCUUUUGGGCGAGCUCCAGCUCCGCCCCGGCGUGGCCCGCGGCAAGGGCGUCC